Molecule: messenger RNA, 1997 nt
Organism: Limulus polyphemus (Atlantic horseshoe crab)
Lineage: Eukaryota; Metazoa; Arthropoda; Merostomata; Xiphosura; Limulidae
Product: gonadotropin-releasing hormone receptor-like
Exons: 3
Coding region: 180-1454 (424 amino acids)
Biological process (GO): G protein-coupled receptor signaling pathway
Cellular component (GO): membrane
Molecular function (GO): G protein-coupled receptor activity; peptide binding
Source: RefSeq, a predicted model, not a curated record
UUCGCUAACAACAGAUUUUGUCUCGAAUAUUAAGAUCCUAUCACAGUUGCACGCAGCAGGAUACGCCCCAACUGGUGGUAGAUCAUCGACCGUUUGUACUUGUUUAGGGUAUUACUAGGGCGAAAAUACAAACGUUUAUCGAUUAGCAUUAACAACAAAAAGCGAUAUGACGUGGUGAAAUGAGUACCUAUAUGAUAAUGGAGAACAUCAGCUUUACCAAUGAAACGAACAGUACAGGAGAGCUGCCUCACACCUUGAUGUUUAAUAAGGACUCCUUAAGAGAGGUGAUCCUGUACACGUUUCUCUUCCUGAUCGCUGCAGCAGGUAACGUGCCUGUUUUCGUAAGUCUCCUUAGAAACCGGCAGCGUAAGUCCCGGAUCAAGCUCAUGAUCCUCCAUCUUACCAUAGCGGAUUUGAUUGUCACCCUGUUCAUGAUUCCCCUGGAAAUCUUCUGGAGGGUCACUGUCGAGUGGAUGGCGGGAAACGUCAUGUGCAAGAUUUCUCUGGUCAUUCGGGCUUUCGGACCGUAUCUUUCGUCCAUGGUACUUGUGUGUAUAAGUGUUGACCGCUACUACGCCAUCCUCCACCCCUUGAAAGUGACCGACGCCCAUCGAAGGGGCAAAAUCAUGCUGACUUUAGCCUGGUUGGUGAGCUUCGUCUGCAGCCUUCCACAGAGUGUCGUGUUUCGAGUUCAGCAGCAUCCAGAGUAUCCCGAUUUUGAACAAUGUGUGAGCUUUGGUUUUUUUUCCGAGGUUGGGCAAGACAGAGCUUAUAACAUCUUCUGUAUUCUGGCUUUGUACCUUGUGCCACUGGCCAUCAUAAUCUUUUGUUACUCUCGCAUCCUGUGGGUUAUCUCCAGAAGAUCACGUGACAAUGAAGAUCAUCUCACGAGAGGGCAGCAGUAUAGAGGUCGGCUUCACCUACGCCGUUCCAACAUGACGCACAUUGAAAGGGCGCGAGCUCGCACACUCCGCAUGACCAUUACUAUUGUCUUGGCCUUUUUCUGGUGCUGGACCCCAUACGUUGUUAUCGUCUUGUGGUACCAGAUAGACCUUGACUCUGCUCAGAAGCUAGCAGCUGAGGUCCAAUCUGCUCUCUUCAUGUUCGCCGUUUCAAACUCUUGUGUCAACCCCCUGGUCUAUGGGAGCUACGCUUUCAACUUCAACAACGUCUUCAAGGUCUGCUGUUCCUCUGGUUCCGGUUGUCCAACGUACUUCUCUCGACGCUCAUUUCGACGAACACUUUCCUCCAACGUCACAAGAGCCACACACGUUGAAACUCGAGAAAAUGUUCCAAAACAGUGCACCAUCUUGACCCUGAAAGAAAAUGGUCAGCUAAUAACCUCCUCUCAAGCACUCAGUUCUUAUCAAUCCCGUGGCCAUCUCGGUCCACGUCCAGCACUCAAUAUAAACCGAGCGUCUUCAUGUUGUGCUAUUGAGAGAAGUUAUGUUUAAAUAAAAGUAAUCAACACGGUAGCAAGUGCCAAGUUAACCCUCCGAAAAGUGGUUGAACUUGAAAGUUUUAAGGAUUCAGGGUAUCUUGUACAACGUACCACUCAAUGUAUGCACUCCAAUCAGGCCAUUAUUACGAGUUCUUUCUUGCCAAAAGUAAGAAAUGGAAAAUCCGUGGAUAUUUUAGAAUUGAGCAAACAAUCUUAAACUUUCUCGUAUACAUAAUAUAACUUUAGGCAUUCAGUAAAUUUACCAAUUUACAAAAUGGGAUAUACUUUUAGACUGAAUUAUUUUGACAAAGUCAUAGAACAGUACUGUAAACCCAGUAAAUUCGUUACUUAUCGUUGUAAUAUUCACACACAUAGUUGAUAAGGUUGGUGGUAUAUAUUCACAUUCCAGUUUCUUCGACACAUUGUGCUGACAUUCAACCUCUUCAAUGGUACCUAUCAUCUACCAAUUUCUAAUAUUUACAUGUUGUUUCAUGUUCAACCAUGUGGUUUUAUUACCACAUCUUUCACUCUUGCAUGAGUAUUAGUACUAAUAAAA